Meyerozyma guilliermondii ATCC 6260 is the source of this 1542-nucleotide messenger RNA. Its product is annotated as cytosine permease. The coding region runs from base 1 to 1542 and encodes 513 amino acids. Gene Ontology annotation, cellular component: plasma membrane; fungal-type vacuole membrane. The transcript has a single exon. Gene Ontology annotation, molecular function: nucleobase transmembrane transporter activity. The record is from RefSeq and is a predicted model, not a curated record. Lineage: Eukaryota; Fungi; Ascomycota; Pichiomycetes; Serinales; Debaryomycetaceae. Gene Ontology annotation, biological process: transmembrane transport; cytosine transport.
AUGUCUGAUUUAGAGAAAUCCGCUGCUGCGGACAAGGUUCCUUAUACCGUCGACACCACAGAUUCGUCUGUUGGUGAAGCGGAGUUAACUGCUAAGAAACUCAGUAUCUUUAAUAGACUUGCUGCUCAGCUUAAUGCUGAAACUAAGGGUAUUGAAAUGGUUACCGAUGAAGAAAAGACAGAAAAUUCCAUUUCUAAUGCUGCUACCAUGUGGCUUUCUGCCAAUAUGGUGAUUGCCACGUUUUCUUUGGGUGCUCUUGGUAUCACUGUGUUUACACUUUCAUUCUGGCAAGCAGUUCUUGUGAUCAUUUUCUUUUCUUUGCUUGGUGCCCUUCCCGUGGCAUUCUUCUCUGUGUUUGGUCCAAAGUUGGGAUUGCGUCAAAUGAUUUUGUCCAAGUUUUUGGUGGGUGAUUAUGCCAUGCGUAUUUUCGCUUUUAUCAAUAUGAUUGCUUGUGUUGGAUGGGGUGCUGUCAACAUUAUGGUUUCCGCCCAAUUGUUAAACAUCGUUAACAAUGGUGCUUGUCCUCCAUGGGCAGGAUGCUUGAUUUUGGUCGUUUGCACUAUUCUCGUUACUUUCUUUGGUUACCAUGUUAUUCACAUGUACGAGAAAUGGUCUUGGGUUCCCAAUAUUGUUUGCUUUAUUGCAAUUAUUGUUCGUAUGGCCAAAGCUGGCACAUUUACAAGUGAGGCAAAGUUUGGUGGAACCAUGCCUGGUGGACAAACAACCGCAGGUAAUGUGUUAUCUUUUGGUGGUGCCGUCUAUGGUUUCGCUACCGGAUGGACUACCUACGCAAGUGAUUACACCGUCUACCAAAAGAGAAAUGCCAACUCACUUAAGAUCUUUGCCAGUAUUCUUGUCGGUCUCUUGCUUCCUUUGCUUUUUACCAUGAUUUUGGGGGCUGCUUGUGCUACUGGAACCAUUACCAACAAGAAGUGGGACGAAUUAUACCAAGACAAGGCUAUCGGAGGUUUGGUGUAUGCUAUUCUCGUGGAGAACUCACUUCAUGGAUUCGGUCAAUUCUUGUGUGUAUUGUUGGCUCUCUCUACUGUGGCUAACAACAUUCCUAAUAUGUACACCAUUGCGUUGUCUGCCCAGGCUUUGUGGUCGCCUCUUGCGAAAAUUCCAAGAGUUCUUUGGACCAUCGCUGGUAACUUUGUUACCCUUGCAAUCUGUAUUCCUGCCUACUAUAACUUUGAAGAAGUUAUGGACAACUUUAUGAACUUGAUCGGUUACUACCUUGCCAUAUACGAGGCUAUGUCUUUGUCGGAGCACUUUAUUCACAACAAGGGUAACUUUGCUCGCUAUGAUUACGAGAACUUUCAUCUUAAAACCUCUUACCCAGUUGGAAUUGCUGGAGUAUUUGGUUUCUGUUGCGGUGUCGCUGGUGCUGUGGUGGGAAUGAACCAAGUGUGGUACGCUGGUCCUAUAGCCAAGAAGAUUGGAGACUUUGGUGGUGAUAUUGGGUUUGAAUUGGCAUUUGCCUUCUCAUUUAUUGCUUUCAACGUCGUGAGGCCGUUUGAGAAGAAAUACAUUGGUCGUUAA